Fusarium coffeatum is the source of this 378-nucleotide messenger RNA. RefSeq lists its product as uncharacterized. The record is from RefSeq and is a predicted model, not a curated record. Bases 1 to 378 code for a protein of 125 amino acids. The transcript is spliced from 2 exons. Lineage: Eukaryota; Fungi; Ascomycota; Sordariomycetes; Hypocreales; Nectriaceae.
AUGGGUCAACUCGACAAUGGCAGCUGGAUGUAUCCAGAGGACGCUGUAACAAGCGACAACGGCAGAAACGUCCUCAAGAUCGAAGAUGACGGCAGAAUGUGCAUCUACUGGGACGGCGAGCAAGUGUGGGGCAAUACGGAUGAAGGACGUGAUGAUAUCAAGGGUCUUGUCUUGCAAGACGACGGUAACCUUGUCCUCUACACCCACGAUGAGGAGGCUACCUGGGCUUCCAACACUGAGGAGCACGGCGAUGAGGUUUACUUGCGCGUGCAGGAUGAUGGAAACGUUGUGUUGUAUAAGGGUGAGGGUGAUGAUGCUGAAGCUGUCUGGGCUAGCAACACCAUGCAAGCGGCUGAGGAAGAGGAGGAGGAGGAAUAA